AACUAUGGAUAUUAAGGAUAUUGUCUCUCUCCCUCUCUUUUAUCCCCGCUCUCUCUCUACAGUCUGGAAAAACAAAAACAAAAAACACUCUUUUCUAUUCGGGUCAUGCUAUUCGAAUCCUAUUAGAUCCGGAUAAAACCAAUUUCUAAUAACCUGAACCAGAUUCAUAGAUGACGAGACGGUGCUCGCAUUGCAGUCACAACGGGCACAACUCCCGGACCUGCCCCAACAGAGUGGUCAAGUUGUUUGGGGUCCGAUUGACUGACGGGUCGAUCAGGAAAAGUGCCAGUAUGGGGAAUUUAAGUCUUUAUACAGGUUCUUCUAAUAUGGGUGGACCCCAUGCUUCCGGGUCCAACAAUCCCGGAUCCCCUGGUGAUACUCCUGAUCACGGCGCCGCCGCCGCCGCCGACGGUUAUGCUUCUGAGGAUUUCGUUCCUGGGUCUUCUUCAAGUCGUGAGAGAAAGAAAGGUGUUCCAUGGACUGAAGAGGAACAUAGGAUGUUUCUACUUGGUCUGCAGAAGCUUGGUAAAGGUGACUGGCGAGGAAUUGCUCGUAAUUAUGUUAUAUCGAGGUCUCCUACUCAGGUGGCUAGUCAUGCGCAGAAAUAUUUCAUCAGGCAAAGCAAUGUGUCAAGGAGGAAGAGACGCUCCAGCCUGUUUGAUAUAGUUGCUGAUGAACAGCUAGACACUCCAAUGGUAUCACAGGACUUCUUGUCUACCAACCAUCCAAGGGUUGAUACACAAACUGAUAAUCCACUGCCUGCUCCUCCUCCAUUGGAUGAAGAAUGCGAGUCAAUGGAUUCUACCAACUCCAACGAGGGAGAACCCCUCCCUCCAAAGCCAGAUAGCUCACAGCCUGCUUAUCCAGUAGUAUACCCAGCUUAUCUCUCACCGUUCUUCCCAUGUUCUUUUCCAUUUUGGUCGGGAUGCAGUGCGGAACCCUCAAAGACAGAGACACACGAGGUUCUGAAGCCAACGGCAGUGCAUUCAAAAAGCCCAAUCAAUGUAGAUGAGCUGGUUGGCAUGUCAAAGCUGAGUUUAGGAGAAUCUAUUGGCGAUGAUGGCUCCUCUUCUCUUUCCUUAAAAUUACUUGAAGGGUCAUCCAGACAAUCUGCUUUCCAUGCUAAUCCAGCCUCUAACAGUUCAGGCAUCAACAGAAGCAGCAGCCCGAUCCACGCAGUUUAAAGGUAGCUUUGCUGAGAUUGAAAAUGUAGGUUAUCCAAGUGCUGAUGAGCUUCACAGCUUACUGUCUAUACGAGACUAAUAAUGUGGAGGCUGGUUUGGGUUCCAGUAUAAAUUCGUUCGUGGGAGUAUUGUAAUAAGUAUUAGCAUUAUUUUAAGUAUUAGGAUCAACUUGUUCAAGCUAGUAUUUUUGUAGGCUGUAGCAUCUUGUCUAAAGUUAAUUGAAUCUUUUAACACACUCUGCCCAUUUUUAUUA
This is a messenger RNA of Populus nigra (black poplar), 1437 nucleotides long. RefSeq names its product transcription factor KUA1. The transcript is spliced from 3 exons. Gene Ontology annotation, biological process: response to ethylene; response to gibberellin; response to auxin. The record is from RefSeq and is a predicted model, not a curated record. Bases 171 to 1184 code for a protein of 337 amino acids. Lineage: Eukaryota; Viridiplantae; Streptophyta; Magnoliopsida; Malpighiales; Salicaceae. Gene Ontology annotation, molecular function: DNA binding.